AAGUAACUCAGAAGCAAUGGCUCGGUUGAAUCCUUUCAUGCUCUGGAAAGCAAAAGCAAAGCCAAACUGAGAUUCGAUGUUUUGUGCACUUCACUUUUGCUUGCUUUUCUCGGCGACCAAGUGGGGUUUACAUGCAUUUACAUUUCGUAAUGGAAUCUGAUUCAGAUCCGUUGGUUUCUAUUUGGAUCACGUUUCUCCUUGGAUUAAGAUUGUGAUGUCCUGCUUUAUUACUUAUUUUGGAUACUUGGGAAUAUACAAAGAAAGUGAAGUACGAGGUUAGGAUAAUUCGUUAGUGUCCUGGCUCUCCCCAUUCCACGGAUAGCUUCCUUACAUGCCUUUGUUGUGCAGAUGCAGUGGCCAAAAUUUUGAUAAAUUCCCCUCCUGUGAGGGUAUUUUAUCUUAACUAAUCCACUACUAGAUCGCACGACCUGGAUUUUGUCAGCACUCAAAUCAAGACUGUGAUUCAUUGUAUGAUACCCUUGUUUCACUAUCAGGAGCUUGUUCAUCUACAUAUUCUCUUUCCACAAUUGAUGAGUCUCUGAGAGCUGAUCAUACCAUUAAGAACAUCUUGAGUAGGUAAGUUAUCUAAGACAAGUGGUUACCCAGGUGCUGCAGCUACCUUGGACGGGAGGUUGUAAUUACAUUUUAGAGCGCAUGGAAGAUCUUAAGCAUCUAAGUUCAAAUGAGGGAAAAAGGCUUCGUGAUUUUACUCCACUAAGGUUGUGUAGGGGUUUGAUGUGUAUACUGGUGCUACUUUCAACAGCGUUCGUUAUGUUGGUGUAUUUUGGCUUUAUGAGUGCUGUUAUGUUGCGACUUUUCAGCAUACAUUACAGCAGGAAAGCAACGUCCUUUUUCUUUGGUGCUUGGCUAGCUUUGUGGCCUUUUCUCUUUGAAAAAAUAAACAAGACUAAAGUUGUUUUCUCUGGGGAAACUGUUCCUGCAAGGGAACGCGUUUUACUUAUUGCAAACCAUAGAACUGAGGUUGAUUGGAUGUACUUGUGGGACCUUGCAUUGCGGAAGGGAUGCCUGGGAUACAUAAAGUAUAUUCUUAAGAGCACUUUGAUGAAAUUACCAUUGUUUGGUUGGGGAUUUAACAUAUUGGAGUUCAUCCCAGUGGAGAGGAAGUGGGAGGUUGAUGAAUCUGUCGUGCGCCAAAUGCUUUCCACAUUUAAAGAUCCUCAAGAUCCCCUGUGGCUUGCUCUUUUCCCAGAAGGCACAAAUUUCACUGAUCAGAAAUGCAUUCGGAGUCAAAAAUAUGCUGCUGAAAGGGGCCUACCAAUCCUAAAAAAUGUGUUGCUUCCGAAAACUAAGGGCUUCUGCACCUGCUUGGAGGAGUUGAGGGGCUCUUUGGAUGCAGUUUAUGAUGUAACCAUUGGCUACAAGCAUCGCUGUCCAUCUUUCUUGGACAAUGUCUUUGGGGUGGACCCUUCUGAAGUUCAUGUUCAUGUUCGACGGGUCCCUCUUGACGCUAUCCCAACAUCUGAAGACAAGAUUUCUAGUUGGUUAAUGGAUACUUUCCGUCUCAAAGACCAGUUACUUUCCAAUUUUUAUAUUCAAGGCCAUUUUCCUUAUCAAGGAACAGAAGGGGAUCUUUCCACAAUGAAGUGCCUUGUUAAUACUGUGGCAGUUCUUGUCUUGACCAGCAUUUGUACGUUCUUCACCUUUUUCUCCUCCAUCUGGUUCAAAAUGUAUGUAUCUUUGGCCUGUGCUUAUCUCGCAACUGCAACUUACUUUAAUAUCCGACCACUGCCAAUUGUUGGGCUUUUGAAAGCUUAGUCUCAUUGCAAAUUAUACUGUAUUGAGCAGGCACCGUAAACAUGUACCAACACUGAGUUCUGUUGUCGUAAUUUUGUAGUAGGGCUCGAACCCAAAGGUUGAUGUUUUUCGUCUCAAGUGUAGUUAUAUCCAUAAUUGAGACAAAUUCCUAAGUAAUUCACAAUGUGUAUGUACAAUCAUUGAAUAUUCCAUAAACGCAUAAGUUGUAUGUAUCCUCCCCUUGUUUU
Molecule: messenger RNA, 2003 nt
Organism: Corylus avellana
Lineage: Eukaryota; Viridiplantae; Streptophyta; Magnoliopsida; Fagales; Betulaceae
Source: RefSeq, a predicted model, not a curated record